Molecule: messenger RNA, 1222 nt
Organism: Vespula pensylvanica (western yellowjacket)
Lineage: Eukaryota; Metazoa; Arthropoda; Insecta; Hymenoptera; Vespidae
Exons: 4
Coding region: 68-925 (285 amino acids)
Source: RefSeq, a predicted model, not a curated record
AUUGGUCAAAGAAGUCGUAGCGAGCCUGUUUCGUUUGGCAACAUAAAAUAACACAAAAUUGUACGAAAUGAGACAUAUUAUAUUCAAAUUUUUAUGGCUCAUUAUUAUACCGCCAUUGGUCGAUGUCAAUACGAAGGUACUAACGACAACCGAGUCAAGUGCAGACUAUCUUCAAAAAGUUAUGCUCGAACUGCAACAACUUCAUUCACCUACGACACCAAAAACUUAUGUUGGAUCUACUGGAAAUCUUCAAUCCGACAAUUUACAACAGUAUAAUCAAAAUCAAAACUACUCGAUUCAAAAUCAUCUUUCUGAAACGCAUCAAUUCGAUCAAAUAUUUCAUAAGGACGAUUUUCGAAACUCGAAAACAUCGUCUCAUAAAAAAAUUGAUUUACAACAUUCUGGAUCGGAGAAUAUACCGCAAUAUUACGAGAUUCGCUCUCCCACGUACGUUAGCGCGGCAAAUUUGAAAGAUAGUAGAUUAUUUGCGGAACUCGCUGCAAUCUAUAAAAAUGCGUUGAACAAAGGACCAUUUAUCAGUGUAUCGUCCUCGUCAAAUUCUGACAAAAGACCUCAAAUCGUGGAGACUCACCUUGAAUUACCAGUUAGGCAACCGGCGUAUCAUCAUUAUUAUUUUUUCCCAUUAAAAACAAUUGAAAAUGAAAUAAAUAAAAAUGACGAACAUCAUCUUAUGAGUACAUAUAAUAUCGAUAACGUUGCUGAAAGUGCAUCUCAUAAACAAUUAAGCAAUCCACUUUUUAUAGCUAUAAGUACAUUUGUCAGUAUAGCUGUUUUAUUUAUGAUGGGAAUUUUAUUUUUACCAAAACUUCAUCAAUAUGGCAUUUUUUCAACAAGAGGAAUUCAAGAUGAUUUUCUUUAUUUAACUAAUAUCGUUAUGGGUGCUAUUGAUAAAUUUGAGGACUGAAAUUUAUUUCAUUGAAUUAUUUGACACAGAUUAAGUCAUAUAUAGUAUUAAGAAGCAAGAAAGAUAUGAAGAUAUCAAGCGUGUAGCAGAGUAUUUAAGACUGUUUAUCACCAAUAGUUUUAUAAUGGUUUAGACCAACAAUAAAUAUAAUUUAAGUGUAAUUCUUGAAUAAUUUUGAUGAACAGUCUCAUUUUUAAAAUGAAGAUAUAAGCGAGGAUAUGACUCUUUUGAAUUUUUAUAAAAGCUUUGUUCAUCAAAAUCAUUCAUGAAUUACGCUUGGAUUCGCUUUUGGCGUAA